Messenger RNA from Gasterosteus aculeatus aculeatus (three-spined stickleback), 8395 nucleotides. RefSeq names its product protein kinase C, gamma (gene prkcg). Gene Ontology annotation, biological process: protein phosphorylation. Gene Ontology annotation, molecular function: ATP binding; zinc ion binding; diacylglycerol-dependent serine/threonine kinase activity. Lineage: Eukaryota; Metazoa; Chordata; Actinopteri; Perciformes; Gasterosteidae. The record is from RefSeq and is a predicted model, not a curated record.
UCUCUCUCUCUCUCUCUCUCUCUAGAGGGACACGAGCGCCGCGUCUUGCAAUGCGGUGCAGUGGCCCUUGUGCUCACCCUCCAUCUCUCUCAGUAUUCUGCCAAUAUCAAGGUCUUCUUCGUCGCUCUGUUUUGAUUUCCUUUCAAUUCUAUUUCCCACGACUCACUCUGUCAUGUCAUUGUUCUCUACAUUAUAAUAUAUUAAUUAUAUCUCUGGUUAAUCCCUUUUUUAAGAUCUGUCCUUUUUUUCAACUGCAUUUCACUGAUCAUGUCUUUGUUUAACUGAGCUUUUGCUGACACUAUUGUCUUUUAUAUGUGUAAUCCAUUGGACUCUUUAGAUAUGCACGCACAGAAUUCCUUAAUUGUCGUCGGCGUACAUCUGCACACACUGUUAUCACACACAUGCAGUACAUGUGGAGGGGGAGUUUGGUUUCCCUUUCAUCAUCUGUGCAGCGCCGCAGGGUUGUACAACCCAUCGGCUUGAUCUCUGAAGUUGAAAAAGAAAACCCACCCAGGAACUCUUUCAUCUCAUGCGUUCUUCCCCCCCAAGCUUCUUUUCUCUGUCGCCGUUUUCACAGGAGCUGCACUGGACCGAGGCCAGGAACAAAUGUGCUAACUGACCCACAGCCGAUACGACACUGUUUGUUUUGUCUGUGUAUUUAGGUGAGAGAUAAUCGUUUGUUUUUCCUCGUGUAUGUGUCUGUCUGUUUCCAUGUGUCCAUGCUUUCUUAUCAUCCAUUCAAAACAGGCAGUCGGAGGAGAAGUUGGAAAAAUCGGUGACGGAUUAAUUAGUUGAUAUUGUAAGAAAACAGAAACGCAGAGAAUACACUGUAAUUUAAGUACUUGUAUGCAAAUUCUGCCAGUAUGUGUGGCUACAUGUAUGUGGCUACAUACACGUGUGCUGGCCGUCCUCAAAAGAGCCGUCGAUAUGUUUGAAGCAACAUUACCAGCGCAUCUUGGACAAAAUGAUUCAUACAUCCUUGUUUUGCCUUUUGUGUGCGUGUGUGUGUGUGUGUGGUAAUGCCCACCUACCCAACUGGGUUGAAAAUUAAGGUAUCCUCAGACUUUACCUUGUUCUCCUCUCGCCUCAUCAUCCAAUCUCCCCUCUUACCCCGAAUCUCCUGCCCUCCUGCUUCCAUCCUCCUCCCUGAGCACCUUCUCUUCCACACCUGCAGAAGUAAGGAAGGUUUCGCAGCUGAGGCUUCGAGUCCUUGUUAGUGUUUUGCACAUACUGUGAAUGGUAACGCGUAACAGCUCACAUGCCUGUUUCACUGGUGUCAGUUGACGAUCUAUCGGCUUGGCGACGGCCCCAAACUCAUUUCGCUCAAGGCCCCGACCUUGAUAGAGCACACGUCUUUCACAGGAUAACACAAUCCUAUUGGACGGCUCAAGCCGGACUUGGUAACUGUUGUUAUGUAGGUAGAUAAAAAAGAAUAUAAAAAAAGAUCAUGAAAUGAUAAUAUUCUGCUUGUCUAGUUCAAGCAGUUGUUCAAAUUCAAAAUUCAUUGGGGAGUCAGAAACACAACGCAAUAUGAAUAACGUUCAUGUUCCUCUGUUCCUCUCUACUGUUAGAUGUCAAAAUAGGCAACUAAAUGAAAUUAGGCAAUGACUACUAUUUUUUGUUAAACAGCGUUAACAACUGUAGCAUUUACUUUGUGUAAAUGCCGUGUUUUCUUCACACAUCUUCUCAUAAAACAUCAGUUUUUCAGGUUUAAAGUUUCACCUCAAAAUCAACCAACAGCUUUUUGCACAUAAAGCAGCAGACAAGUAUGCAAAAACAACAUCCUGUAACAUAGUGGUACUAAAGAAAAUGGGAAAGGCAGCAGAUUAUUAACCCAUGAGGCAUGGGCGUUAUAUGUUACAUUAAACUGGUUUAAUGUAUUUUCAGCCCUUAUACCACUCUCCUAAAUACUUGAAUGUCCCUCGUAAGCCGUCAACAAACCGAAAUCCAUGACUCCAUGCGGUAAAUUUGAUUCAAUGUACACAACUGUCUCUUAUUUGUCCAUAGGAUUUUUCUAUUUUAGCAGUAUUUGUUGCUGAGAGGCAGGUCAGCAGUAAAGCAAAUAUUGAGCGCGGGCUUAUUUGCUUCGGCGCUGGGAGUUUGUAGGCCAUGCCGAAAGCCCUCGCCGCCUGCCAAAUGUCUCAUCUGACUGGCGUGGAGGUUUGUUGCUCCCUUCCAAAAACACGGUAGACCACUCUUCAUUAAAGGAAGCAAAUAGAAGCACAUCCCAACAGAAAACCAAUACAAGCAAACAGAGCCAAUUGGUUCUGAAGAGACGAAUUUAACAGGGUGGAUAUGAUUACCUCAGACACCACUUCUCGCCCGGUUCCACAAACAACAGUUAGGCAAGUCAAUUUGCUUUAAUUUCAUUGGAGGAGAAAUAACGCCAGCGAGCCAGCCAGGUUGAAGCGGUGCUCGACGUGAGUGAGCGUUCGUUAGACAAUAAGGGAUGCGUGUAAUUGGUGAAGUGCCAAAUGCUCCCCCCCCAAAAAAAUAUUCCACCGAAGGAGGAUUUUCUGUUUCAUUAGGCCGUGGUCAGAAAUAAUAAGACGGCCAUCUGUAGACUGAACGAGACGAGGGAGAGCGGAGAGAGGGAGGCUCAUUGGGAAAGUGUUCAUGAUCAGAAAUGGCAGCAAACGCUUCCAGUUCUGUCACAGAAUAUUGAUCAUUGUUAAAGUGGAGAGACGGAUGUUGGUGUGUCUUCUUAUUUGAUCUGUAAUCGUCCUUUUUUUCUGUUGUCAUCUUGUUUAUACGUUGCAUUUUAUCUUCCCCUCUAUCCGCGCUUUUAUAUCAUUUUCUGUCAAGUCAUAAUCGCGCCGGCCCAAUCUUAUGUUUUUCCUUCCGCCGCUGUGUGAGCGUCUUUUUAGUUUACAGCCUUAAUGUAUCACAAACACACACACACACACACACCAGCUCGCUUUCGUGGCCCGUGAUCACACACUGUGCAGCGCGCUCCGAUAGGCACGCAAACGCACACUGAUACGGACACUUUAGAUUCACAAGUGCUUACUCAUCACGCCGCGUGCAGCGGAGACGCUGUGAGCCGCUCGUGUGCUUUGUUUUUCAAUGUGCUGAUUUCUGAGCAGUGCACGGCCUACCAGCUCCUAUUUCUGUGGCCCCCACCGCCCCCCUUUUGUUUUUUCUCUCACACUAUGUGAGGACAACUUCCGCAUUUUUUAUUUUUUUUGUGACAACAAGAACAAGUACGUGACUGGUUUGAGAUAAGACUCCAAUGAAGACGUGGACGGCGGCUCCAUAGCGAGCGGUCUGGUGACGGUUUGUGUGUGAGGAAAGUCCCCCCCCCCCCCAUCAUUUCCAAUCAGCUGCUAGUUCAGCAUGACUAAUGCAGAAAUGACAUGUAUAUCAUUGUUCACGCAGGCUUUCAGUACACACAUACAGUAAUAACGACACACACGGGCUUAUGCACGCUAGCUCACGCUUAUCUUGUUGGCUGACACCAUUUUGCUCUCUAACAAUCUUAGCUAAUUAUAAUUGUUAAUUAAUUCCCUGCCAGUGUCCUCAUCAGGAGACUAAUAACCUACAUUUCCAUCAAUUAGACCUUCAACCCUUCGCUCCCGCUGCCGGUCUCUCCGUCCCACCACAAUCCACCCCUUCGUCCCCCGCACCCGCCUGCUGCUCCCUCCUCCCGCAGAUUGUCCCGUAGAUCACGUGCACACAUGGAAUGUGAUUAAUUCUGUGUGUGUGUGUGUGGGGGUUUCUGUGUGUGUGCGUCGAGCCAUCGAGUUGCGGGGUCGAAGGGAUAAUUGGACAUUUUGGGAAAUACACUUAUUCACUUUCUUGCUGAGAGUUGUAGGAGGCCGAUACCGUUCUCGUGUCUGUACAGUUACUAUGAAGCUAGAGUAGCUGGUUAGCUUAGCUUAGCAUAAAGGCUGCAAAUGAGACAUUGAUUAGCACGUUGCAUGACGUGUUUGUACAGUUGAUUUGUGUGGGGAUUAUGUUGAUCUGUGAGCUUUCAGAGGUGCUGGUGCUUCAUGCUUAGCUAAGCCAACCAGCUGCUGCUUCUUACACACACCAGAUGUGUUUUGUUCUCGGCAAGGAAACAAAUAAGUGAAUCCCCAAAAAUGUUAAACUUUUUCUUUACAGCUUUGUUUGGGAUUCAUUAAUGAAAGCGAUACAAAUAUUAGAAAGAUACACUGUUCCUGUGCCUCAGGAUAAUACAACGCAGAUGUUGAUACAAACACGUGUGUGUGUGUGUGUGUGUGUGUGUCCUUGACAAUGUGAGGGCGAUCAAUGGACAAACAGGUUUUCCCUCUAGGUGACCGUCUUCCCAUCAGGCUCAGCUGACCUGGUUUCAGUGCACACUGGGGCUGCCUUGUCACGUCUCCACUCUGAUCUCAGGACCAAUUGUAGACGCAAUAAAAAUGCUUUUAGCGGCUCCGUAGCAGAGAAAAACUAACAGGGUUGUUUAUUUCACAGGCCCGUUGAUACUCAAGUCUUCUAAGCAGUCAUUUCCGGUUCUAGUUGUCGGUUAAUGCACCUCUGAAGCUCUCUUCUGUUUUCUUCCAGACGCCAUUCUCUCUCUCUCUCUCUCUCGCUCUCUCCCCGUCCUUCCCUCCGUCCAUCUGGCACUAGAGGAAGUGAGAGACAGUUGGCGCUCGCUUGUCCAUACUGUAAUGGUGGUGGCAAAAAUGGCAGCUUCUGUCUCAUCCGUCCUCCUUCCUGUACCUCCCUCACCCUCUCCUGAGAGAAGUAACCCAGAUUUAAAAAUGAAUCGCUGCCUGUUCCCCUCAAUCGCUCUUCUCUCUCUCUCUCUCUCUCUCUCCCUUCGUCUUCCUCGUCCUCUCUCUCUUUCUUUCUCUUGCUACAUCUCUCAUCUUCUUAGUAAAAACAGAGUCAAUCUUGGAAAGAGAAUACCACCUCUCUGUUUUGUCCUCCUCCUCACCCUGCCUCUGGGUUAACGGAUAUACACACCGCUUCCCUCUUCUAUCUUUGGUCCAUUGAAAACUUGAAUCGCUUAUUGGUUUGGCUUUUUUGUAAAUUAUUUUUAUUUAAUUUUAUAUUUUUGGCUGAUUCUUUUUGACUAAAGCACCGUCUUCAUCUGCUUUUUAUUGAGAUAGCCAGCUACAGGUGUGACACCUUACCCUUUCUUUUGAAGUGAGCCCAACAAGGAGAAGAAAGGGAGGAGGAAGAGAAGGAAGCUGUCCUUAAGUCAAGCUAUUCCUCCAAAAUCGCCCAAAAUUCAGGCAACAUGUCCAUCCCGGUGUCCCCUCCCCCCUCCCUCGCCCCGUUGACACUGGUUUCUCCAGCAUCGGCGACCUCCCCCGGUGUCUCCCCGCUGCCCUCGCCCCUCUCCCCUCCAGCCAGGGUGCCCGUGUUCCAGAGGAGGGGGGCGCUCAAACACAAGAGGAUCGUGGAGGUGAAAGACCACCAGUUCACUGCCCGCUUCUUCAAACAGCCCACGUUCUGCAGCCACUGCACUGACUUCAUCUGGGGCAUCGGCAAACAGGGAUUCCAAUGUCAAGUUUGCAGUUUUGUGGUUCACAAAAGAUGCCACGAGUUUGUGACCUUCACUUGCCCCGGCUCCGUGGCGGGCCCCAAACCCGAUGACCUGAAGACUCAACACAUGUUUAAGGUGCAGACUUACUCCAGUCCCACCUUCUGCGACCACUGCGGCUCGCUUCUGUACGGCCUCAUACACCAGGGCAUGAAAUGUGGCUGUUGUGACAUGAACGUCCAUCGGCGAUGUGAGACCAGUGUUCCCAGUCUCUGCGGUCAGGACCACACGGAGAAGAGAGGACGGAUCCACCUUACCGUCAGAGGAGAGAAGGAGGACGUCUUUGUCACAGUGCGGGAGGCUCGUAACCUGAUGCCCAUGGAUCCAAACGGCCUAUCGGACCCGUACGUCAAACUGAAAUUGAUUCCAGACCCAAAGAGCCACAGCAAACAGAAGACCAAGACCAUCCGCUCAACACUCAAUCCCAUCUGGAACGAGAGUUUCACCUUCUCAGUGCGCGGCCCCCAGUGGGACAGGCGUCUCUCCGUGGAGGUAUGGGACUGGGACCGCACGUCCAGGAACGAUUUCAUGGGAGCGCUGUCGUUCGGGGUGAGUGAGAUCUUCAGGCGUCCCAUCAGCGGCUGGUUCAAACUGCUGGCCCAAGAUGAGGGAGAGUACUACAACAUCCCCGUGCCCGACCCGGACCUGGAGGAGCCUCAGUUGGACGGCACCACACCGUCCCUGCCUCAUGCGCUCCCCGCCGCCGCGCUGUCCGAACCAUUCCCAGCGGCUUUGUCCCCGAGCCCUUUGCCCCCCUGUCCACCGGUCCACGCCCUCGGCCCCGCCAAGGUCCAAGUGGGCAUCCUCGACUUCAACUUCCUUAUGGUGCUGGGCAAAGGCAGCUUUGGCAAGGUGCUGCUGGCGGAGGAGCGAGGCAGCGAGCGUCUGUUUGCCGUGAAAGUGUUGAAGAAAGACGUUCUCUUCCAGGACGAGGACACGGAGAGCGCCAUGGUGGAGAGGAGGGUUCUGGCGCUUUCCUCUCGCCCUCACUUCCUCACAUCUCUCUACUGCGCUUUCCAGACUGAGGACCGUCUGUAUUAUGUGAUGGAAUACGUCAACGGAGGAGACCUGAUGUUUCACAUUCAGAUAGUCGGCAAGUUCAAAGAGCCCCAUGCAGCGUUCUAUGCAGCGGAGAUAGCGGUCGGCCUCUUCUUCCUGCACAGCAAGGGCAUCAUCUACAGGGAUCUAAAGCUGGAUAACGUGCUGCUCGACAGCGAGGGCCACAUAAAGAUAGCCGACUUCGGGAUGUGCAGGGAGGGCCUGAUGGAGGGCGACACCACGCGCACCUUCUGCGGCACCCCUGACUACAUCGCCCCCGAGAUCGUGGCCUACCAGCCCUAUGAUAAAGCAGUAGACUGGUGGUCCUAUGGAGUUCUGCUGUAUGAAAUGCUGGCGGGACAGCCCCCAUUCGAUGGUAUUGACGAGGAGGAGCUGUUUCAGUCCAUCAUGGAGCAGAGUGUGGUUUACCCCAAAAGUCUCACUCGUGAGGCUGUCUCCAUCUGCAAGGGACUCCUGACGAAGCACCCGGCCAAGCGCCUGGGCGGAGGAGAGGAUGCCCAGACCGAGAUCAAGGAGCAUCCAUUCUUCCGCUGGAUUGACUGGGACCGCCUGGAGAGACUGGAGAUCCAGGCGCCCUUCAAGCCCAGAACUGGUGGAAGGAAAGGAGAAAACUUUGACAACUUCUUCACAGCAGCUCCGCCGGCACUCACUCCCUCCGACCCGGAUGUGCUAGCGGCCAUCGACCAGGAGGACUUCCAGGGCUUCACCUUCCAGAACCCCGACUUUGCCCCCUCGCCACUCACGGCGGUUUGAAAAUGGCUUCCGAAGCUGCUCCGACAACGCCCUCUCGAGUGUUGUCCAAAAUAGCCUGUUCGUCCCCGUGAUAGUAGUUUUAUCGAAAAAAAUAUCUUCAAAGAUGAGAACUAUUCAAGACAUGUCUCGUAACCAAAUUCUGACGUUUACAAGAAAAAGCCAAGACACCUUUAUAUUUAAGCACUCUUUGUUGGAUGCAUUAUAUAUAUAUUGAUAGUCACAGAAUAUGUUUUAGCCACGCAAACAAAGCCUGCGUAAUACUAUUGAUUUUCAUGUUAGAGGUUUUUGUACAGCCUGAUUUCCAAAACCUGUUCGUUAAAAUGUAUACGAAAAUCUUGAACAUACAAAUUCGUAGUGAUACAUACUAAAUAAAUACAGACUGCAACUGAUGACGUCACUCUAUUCAAAGUGAAUGGGGACCUGCACCCCGUAAACACACUUCGUGAAGUCUAACGAUGUAAAAUAAACGUGUAAUGAUUUUUAACGAGAAAUCAAUGUUAACUUGUAAGAAUAGAAUACUAACCCUAACCCCCUCAAAAAAUCCAACAUAGCGGAGAGACGUUCACUCAAGAAUCCGACAUGGUCUGCCAUGUUGUUCACUCAAGGGGCGGGGUUAACCACCGGCAGGUCGUAGCUAUUGUUACGAAUUUGUAUGUUCAAGAUUUUCGUAUACAUUUUUACGAACAGGUUUUGGAGAUCACGUUGUUUUUUAAGACAACCCUUGACUCGAUAAAAGAAUACUGUAGUACGAACCUGAGAAAAUGCAUGCAGUGUUUUUAGAAUGAAUUGCUUUGACACACUAGAUUUAUGCAGCUAUACAUGCGUAAAGAAAUUCAUCUCAAACGUUCCCUGUGAGGAUUAAAAAUCGUUUAGUGACGUGAAAAGUGUUUUUUUCCUGAAACGGCUACACAGGUCACCCAGCUGGUCAGUUGUUUCUUAGCAGGUUUAUUCCAGUGGAAUCGUGUGUCCUACACAGCACCCCAAUGUGUCUUACUAAAUAUUCUUUCUGUGAGUGUUGACACUUUGAAUACAAGUCAAACUGAGCGAGUGGCCUUUUUUUUUUUUUUU